This is a messenger RNA of Pantherophis guttatus, 1641 nucleotides long. Its product is annotated as cytochrome P450 2J5-like. Gene Ontology annotation, cellular component: intracellular membrane-bounded organelle; cytoplasm. The record is from RefSeq and is a predicted model, not a curated record. Gene Ontology annotation, biological process: xenobiotic metabolic process. Gene Ontology annotation, molecular function: heme binding; oxidoreductase activity, acting on paired donors, with incorporation or reduction of molecular oxygen, reduced flavin or flavoprotein as one donor, and incorporation of one atom of oxygen; iron ion binding. Lineage: Eukaryota; Metazoa; Chordata; Lepidosauria; Squamata; Colubridae.
AGGAGGAAGGGAGCAUAUUCUCUGCUUUGAAUAUGGCUGUUUUCAGCUGGCUGAGCAUUCUCCUUUCCCUCUUAUUCUUCUGGCUUUGGAAAAACAAACGUCCCAAAGGUUUUCCUCCCGGGCCAUGGAGGCUGCCUCUGUUUGGGAAUCUACUUCAGUUCAAUAUGACGGACCCUCUGAAGCGCUUUGAUCAGUUUGGGAAAAAAUAUGGCCCUGUCUUCUCUCUUUAUCUGGGAAGCAAACCUGUAGUUUUAACUCACGGAUUUCCUUCCGCAAAAGAGGUCUUUGUGACAAAAGGCACAGAAUUUGCUGGGAGAUCAGACUUUUACAUUAUGGAUAUUAUCACUAAGAAAAAAGGCAUAAUCGCACAGCCUUAUGGUGAAGCGUGGAAGGAGCAAAGGAGGUUUUCGCUGAUGCUUUUCAGAAACUUUGGCGUGGGAAAAAAUCUGAUGGAGGAAAGGAUCGUGGAGGAAGCAUCUUAUUUGAUUCAGGCUUUUACCGAGAACAUGAGGCUGCCUUUUGAUCCUUAUGAGUUCAUCGACAGUGCCGUCGCCAACAUACUUUCCACCAUACUAUUUGGGAAACAUUUCAAAUAUGACAGCAACUUCCUGAGAAGCCUGCUGGACCUGAUCCAUCAAAACAUCAGACUGCCAGCAGGACCCUGGGCCUUGCUUUUCAAUGCCGUGCCCUUGGUGAGAAGGCUUCCUCUGCCCCAUCAGAAAAUACUAACAAAUGCCCAACAAAUGUUUGCUUUGCUUGAAAAAGAAAUGGAGGAACACAAGGCAACAUUGAUGCCUGGAGAACCCCGGGAUUUCAUUGAUGCAUAUUUAGAAGAAAUUCAGAAGCCAGAGAGGAAAGGUUCAAGUUUUGAAGAAGAGCAACUACGAGUCUUAUUGUUUGACUUACUCAUUGCUGGAACAGAGACAACAUCAGGAACACUGCAGUGGGCCUUUCUCUAUUUGGUGGCCUUUCCAGAGAUCCAAGAGAAAUGCUGGAAGGAAAUAGACACAGUUCUGGGAAACAAGGCAAGGCUGAAAUGUGAGGAUCGUGUAAGAUUGCCCUACACAAAUGCCGUCAUUCAUGAAAUCCAACGCAUAUCAAGUAUAGUUCCUCUUGGAGUAGCUCGUAAAACCAUUAAUGAUGUGCAACUUUAUGGAUACAAAAUUCCCAAGGACACCAUGGUUUUUGUUAAUAUCCAGUCUGCCCAUCGUGAUGAAUCUCAGUGGAAGUUCCCCAAUGAGUUCAACCCUUCCAACUUCCUGAAUGAAGAAGGAGACUUUGUGAAGCCGGAAGCCUUCAUGCCAUUUUCAGCAGGACCGAGAAUCUGCUUAGGGGAAAUCCUGGCAAGGAUGGAGCUCUUCCUCCUCUUCACCAGCAUUGUCAGAAAUUUCCAGCUAUUGUGGCCAGAUAAAUCCCAAGCUCCGGAUUUCACACCGCACUUUGCAGUUACACAAUCCCCAUCCUGCUUCAAGGUGUUGCUGAAAUGCCGCCAGCCAAGUGCGUAGAUCAAAGUGAGGAUCUGCAAGGCAACCGAUUCAAGACCAUCCCAUUCUCUCCAAUAGCCGGAGGUCUUCCAUACUUCAAAUUCACCACGAGAUCAUUUUUUAAAAAAACGGAAAUAAAGGGUUAUCUUACGCCACA